Phalacrocorax carbo (great cormorant) is the source of this 2038-nucleotide messenger RNA. Lineage: Eukaryota; Metazoa; Chordata; Aves; Suliformes; Phalacrocoracidae. The record is from RefSeq and is a predicted model, not a curated record.
CCGCCCCGGCCCCGCCCACGCCUCCGUGACCCGGCUUAUAGCGGGCGGGCGGCGCGGCGAGGCGUGCGGGCGGAGAUGGCGGCGGGUGCUGUGGGGCCGCGCGGCCUCUUGGCGCUGCUCCUCCUCGGCGGGCUGGCCGCCGGCGGCGCGGGGACAAGUCCAGACAUCAGAACUGAUGUAACUGACGUUUCUGGCAAGCUGAUCCUCAGCUGUAACAUGACUGAGCCUUACACUGGCAUCAUGGGUCACGAAUGGAUGCGUGGGGACAAGAUAGUGCAAUCGGACGAGGAGUCGAGUGUCUUCACCACUUACACAAUUGAGGGGAAGAAGGAAGAGCACUCUGGCAUCUAUGAAUGUAUCUACAAAACAAGCCCGAUGAUCAAAGCGCAAGUGAAUAUUUCAGUUGCACCCCAAGUGGAGGCAUACAAGAAGUCGGAGCAUGGGAAUGAGGGGGACACAGGUGUGCUGACCUGCAAGAAUCCCUCUUUCCCCCCGGUCAGCUUUUGGUUAUGGUACAAAACCGGUCAGGAGCCCAUCAUCAAUGGUUCUGGUCGAUACAUUAUCAAGUCCAGUGGCAACAAGACAGAGUUACGCAUUCUUAAACUGAAUAUUGAGGAGGAUACAGGUGACUACCACUGCAAUGCCACCAACUUUUAUGGCUGGAGUGCCGCUACGGUAAACCUGCGUGUACGCAGCCGCCUGGCAGCACUCUGGCCCUUCCUGGGUAUUGUGGCAGAAGUCCUCAUUCUUGUCACCAUCAUCUUCAUCUAUGAGAAGAGGAGGAAGCCGGAUGAGGUUCUUGAUGAUGAUGAUGGAGGUUCUGCACCACUGAAAAGCAAUGCCACAAACCACAAGGACAAGAAUGUCCGCCAGAGAAAUGCUAACUAGGAGCAGGGGCCAGGUGGUGUGUAGAUGAAGAACUCGUCUGGACAAUUUUGUUUUCUUCUGAUUUUUUUUUUUUGGUAAAAUAGCACCAUGAAAUAUUCUAGUGCAUCCUUGCGAUUCAGUUACUUCACUUUCUAAAGAAACUUAAGUUGUAGAAUCUAAAAUACACUUUUUUUUUUAAAAAAAGAGUUGUGGGAGGGUUUUUCUACCUGUCAAUGUAAAUCCCUUGUUUCUGGUAGUCUAGGUCACUGGCUGUCUCUGUCCUAGGUUUCUCCAUGUUGGUACAGAGGGGGUGGGCAGGAGUACAACUUAUUUCUUCCUCACCUUUGGGAAGAGCAGGGUGCGUUGUGUAGGGCCGUUCUGAAAUGCCCUCCUUGGCCCACCUCAGUGUUUGAGGCCGCUCGAGGAGCUGUGGAUAACAGACCUGAACGUGCAGUGAAGUGUGUGCAGUUCCUUGUGUGCUGCUCCACUGGUUGUGGCUGGCAUGGCCUGUGUUCCCAGCGGGUCUGUUGUCCUGCCCUCUUUGCGUGGGUCGGGGAGAAACUUCCCUGGUGACUGUUUGGAGAUGACCUGAUCUGACCGAAGGGCUUGUUGAGGAAGGUGGUUCUGUGUCUUUCCCAGUGCAUCACCUGGAGCAAGGCUGCACCCUUCCCUAGCGUGCAAGCAGCAUGUGUCCCUCGGCCAGGGACACCGGGCACAUCUGCUGGUGCGGCUCCUGGGGAGGAGCGGGCGAGGGGCUCGUUCCUCGGUGUGUGCCACAGCACCCGGACCUGCGCACAGAGCCGUACCGUGUCGGGCAGGUUCCCAGCCAGCUCCACCAGAGCUGCUUUAGUUUACCCUCUUAAACAGACAACCAGGAGGCAGUGUUAGAGAUGGGCACUGGAUAAAUGAUUGCUGUUAACUUAUUUCAUGGGUUUAUAUCUCUUCUCAAGUUGCUACAGUGGGGGAUAGGGGCGGAGUGAACAGGGGCUGCAGUGCUGGGGGACAGUUUAACAGCAUGCAUUCUUGUGCUUGAGCCAUUGUGGUGUUUGUGUGACAUUGGAGCCUGAGAGCAGAAAAAUGCUCAGUGGAGUCUAAUACCUUUAUUGCUGGGUAGCGUUGAACUGUUAACACACUUCACAAAUAAAGAUGAUUCCUCUCUCUUUUUUUUCCA